This is a messenger RNA of Neoarius graeffei (lesser salmon catfish), 7308 nucleotides long. It is a transcript of the gene myo9b, whose product is annotated as myosin IXb. Gene Ontology annotation, biological process: intracellular signal transduction. Gene Ontology annotation, molecular function: ATP binding; protein binding; GTPase activator activity. The transcript is spliced from 41 exons. The record is from RefSeq and is a predicted model, not a curated record. Bases 318 to 5993 code for a protein of 1891 amino acids. Gene Ontology annotation, cellular component: myosin complex. NCBI's taxonomy places the organism in Eukaryota, Metazoa, Chordata, Actinopteri, Siluriformes, Ariidae.
GCCGCUUGGCCUUCCACAGGGCGGGGACGGCAGUGGAGUGAGAAGCUCGGCAGUGAGAGAGCGGUGUGGCGCUCGCAGUGCGCAGGGACCCCGGGGCCGCAGCUUCCUGUUUACACACGGGUCAUUUGUGAUUGGAGCUCGCGCUGUCCAGGUGAGGCGCCGCUGGCAGGUGUGAGUGCGCGCGCAGCCCGGUGUCGGUUCCGCUGGGCGGCGGAGGAUUAAAGCAGGUGAGAGCGCAACGGGAGCGCGCGGGCCAUUUUUAUUUCCGAGGGGCGCGGCUCAGGUGCUGUGUGACAUGUGGUGUGUUCUGGAGUAUCAUGAUGAGCGAUCAAGCCACAGUGUCCCACAUGCUGAAGAUUCACAUGAGCCUGUCCAUCAGGACACGUCCACUCUGCACGGUCAAGGUGCGAAAGGACACCACGGCAGCCCUGGUGGUGCAGAGCAUCACUGACCUGCUCGAACUCGACUCGUCCCGGCCGUACAAGCUGACGGAGGUGAGGGAACACACAGGGGACGAGUACGUCCUCCGAAUGGACGAGUGUCCUGUGGAUCGGCUGCUGCUUUGGCCUCAGGGACACGAGGAAAGUCAGGGUUAUUACUUCACCUUCCAGGAGGGCAAACAGGACACAUCAGGGCAGUAUGGCCCGGUGCAGGAGUUUCUCACAACCCAGCGUGAAGACAUGAAGGAUCUGUGCAGCCUCGCCGUCAUUAAUGAGGCCAGUAUUCUAGAAACGCUACGCUGCCGGUUCUACAAGAAACAAAUCUACACAUACGCCAGUAACAUCCUCGUCACCGUUAACCCCUUCAAGUUCCUUCCCAUCUACAACCCCAAAUAUCUGCAAAGGUAUGAGAACUGUAUUCUGGGUAAAGAAGAGCCUCACAUCUUCGCCAUAGCGGACGCGGCGUUCCGUGCCAUGCUGAACAGACGGACCAAUCAGUGCAUCGUCAUCUCUGGAGAAAGUGGCUCAGGGAAAACGCAGAGCAGCAACUUCAUCAUCCACUGUCUGACCUCACUGAGCCAGAAGGGGUGCACCAGUGGUGUGGCGAGGACCAUCUUGGGAGCUGGACCCGUACUUGAGGCAUUUGGAAACGCAAAGACGACAUACAACGACAACUCGAGCCGAUUUGGGAAGUUUAUCCAGGUGAAUUUUUUGGAAGGUGGAAUCGUUCGAGGAGCUACGAUAGAGAAGUACCUGCUGGAGAAAUGCCGUCUUGUGUCCAGGAAGAGCAGAGAAAGGAACUAUCAUGUGUUUUAUUACCUGCUGGUUGGAGCGUCACAGGAAGAAAAAGAAGAGUUCAAACUGUUGGAGCCUGAAGAUUAUCACUACCUCAAACAGGAUCAGGCCGAGGUGGACGAUGCAGAAGAGAUUCAGUGUGAGUUUAAGCGACUGCAGCAGGCCAUGGAGAUGGUGGGCUUCCUGCUUGCAACGAGGAAACAAAUAUUCUCUGUGCUCUCCGCCAUUCUGUAUCUGGGAAAUGUGACCUACGAGAUGAGAGCGGGCGGAGACGGAGUGACUGUGGGACCUGCAGGAGUCCUCAAGACUCUGUCUGAGCUGCUCAAGGUGAGGGAGGAUCUUCUAAUCAAGGCUCUGACUCAGAGGAAAGCUCAGACAGUGAAUGACGUCCUCGUGCUGCACUACAGUCUGGAUGAGGCGAUCACAGCCAGAGACUCGAUGGCUAAAUCUCUGUACAGCUCACUGUUUGACUGGAUCGUCCUCCGCAUCAACCACGCCCUCCUCAACAAGAGAGACGUGGAGGAGGCUGUUCCAUGUCUCUCUAUGGGUGUGUUGGACAUUUUUGGUUUUGAAGAUUUUCAGACCAACAGCUUCGAGCAGUUCUGUAUUAACUACGCUAACGAGCAACUCCAGAAUUACUUCAACCAGCACAUCUUCCUCCUGGAGCAGGAAGAGUAUGUGUCCGAGGGAAUCAGCUGGACCUCCGUGAGUUACACAGAUAACGUUGGCUGCAUUAAUCUGAUCAGUAAGAAGCCCACAGGUCUGCUGUACCUGCUGGACGAGGAGAGCAGUUUACCUCCUGCCUCGGACAGCACGCUGCUGGAGAAGUUUAAGCGGCAGCAUCACAACAACCCGUUCUUUGUUCCUACACCGAUUCUAGAGCCAGCCUUCAUCAUCCAACACUACGCUGGCAAAGUCAAAUACCAAGUACAGGAUUUCAGAGCGAAAAACACGGAUUACAUGAGGCCUGAUAUCGUCGCUCUCCUUCAGAGUAGUGAACGAGGAUAUCUGAGGCGGUUAAUUGGCUCAGACCCAGUCGCAGUGUUCAGAUGGGGGAUCCUCCGGGCCACCAUACAAGCAGUGUACGCAUUUAAAAGGGCGGGGCAAUGCUGGGCUGCUGAACAUCCAGCAACAGUAAGGCGAUACUCCCGUGAUUCGCUGAAGGGAAUGAAGAGUUCGAGUUCUGUUAUCGGACGACUGGUGAGUCACCCUUCUUUCAUCGAGUUCUCCUUCGACCGUUCUGAGGAGAACCCACUUGAGAUGUUGGAGGAUGUUUUUGCUACAUUCGAGAAGAAAAAGAAGAGCAGGGCGGGUCGCCACAAACAGAUCAUUCCCAAGAACCUGAUGGACUGUCGCUGUCUGAAACUCAUCAUGGGUCUGAGUCUUCACAACAGCGACACUCGCGCUUUACUCCACCUGCACAAGAACAAGAAACCUCCCAGCAUCAGCAGCCAGUACCAGACGUCUCUGUUGAAGCUGUUGGACACUCUGAGAAGAGCUGAGCCAUUCUUCGUGCGCUGUAUCAGGUCCAAUGCUGAGAAGAGGGAAAUGCAGUUUGAUGAUGAUCUCGUCCUUCGACAGUUGAGGUACAAUGGCAUGUUGGAGACGGUCCAAAUGAAGAGGUCAGGUUACGGAGCCAAGUACAAAUUCAAGGAGUUCAGAGAUGAAUUCAGGAUCCUGUUGCCGAGACACUCGUCUUCUCUUCAGCAGGACAUCGAGAACCUUCUCAGUCUCACAGUGGACAAGAACAGCUUCCAGAUUGGCAAGACCAAGGUGUUUUUAAAGGAGACGGAGAGACAGAAGCUCCAGGACACGCUGCACAAGGAAGUGAUGCGGCGAAUCGUCCUGCUGCAGCACUGGUUUCGGGCGUGUCUCACACGCAAACACUUCCUGAUGAAGAAGAGAGCCAUCAUCAUUUUACAGAGUUCAUGGCGUUCGUAUCGCGUGACGACGUGUUGCAGAGCGGCCACGGUCAUCCAGAAAGCGUGGAGAGAAUCUCAUGAGCGAGCGGAGUACCUGCGCCAGAGAGAGAGCCUGAGGAACCUGCAGCGGCUGAAACAGAGCUCGGAGAACCGCAGGCAGCAGAAGGAGGAGGAGGAGCGAGUGUGUAGGGCAGAAGGUGAUAAGGGCACUUCAGGAAGUGAGGACAGCAGGUAUAAGACGCUGCUGCCACGCCCUGAUGGUAAAAUAAAGCCACUGCCACCGAUACCGACCCAAGCAUCAGCAGAGAACGAGUACAUGAAGAAUCUCAGAAACGAGCAGAACCGAGGCAGCGUCCCAGAGCAGAGAGAGAGACGAGAGAACGGGGAGCGGGACAGAGACUCGUCCGACCCUGAAGCCCCGCCCCGCCCCGACUCGCUCAUUGAUCCAAAAGCGGGCGAUGAUCUGGGCAUGUCGACGCUGCAGCGCUCCAAACUCAGCCACAUGAGGGAGAAGGUGGAGAAGUGGCGAGAGCGAAGGAGUGAGCUUGUGGUUUCAGACAGAACCCAGCCCGAGAACCGCAGGAUGAGCAAAUUAAAGGCUCAAGGACUCUCAAUGUCCCUGGAUAAUCUGUCCAAUCUGAGCUCACCCGAGUCGGACAGUCCAUCUCCGUCCAACACUGUGAUGACGCUGCAUCGACACAGGCACCCGAGACGCAAGUGCCGAUUGGCUCACGCCCGCAGCAGCCUCAUGCCGACAGACACAGAGAAGUGUGAGGAUUUCUGGGUUUUUCCGCUUCCUCCCUUCAGCCCAGGCAACUCGUUUCAGUCCAGCGCCCAUGCGGUGCUCAAGAAACCCCAGCUGCCUGAUGGAUCAAAAUUGAGUGUGAUGCAGAGCCCGAGUGAAACCACACACUCCCAGCAACUCGCACCGGAAAAAGGACGAUUUUUUGGUUGGUAUUUCCCUCGGGGCCAAAAGAAGCGUCUCACGCCUCAGGACGGAAAUGUGACGAUGGCCAGGACACUCGCCGAGAGAGAAGAGCCCUUUAAGAGGUUGAACAGUAACUCCCCCACGGCCACGAGUCCAGUCUCACUGGCCAAGCGCAAACGCCAGAGCAUCAAAAUCAGCCGCGGGACACGAGUGCGAGAGGAGAGUCACACCUCGCUCAACCGCCAGAUCACCAACGCGACAGAACUGCGCCACCUCGAUGAGUUCCUAGGAAAUCAGAUGAAUGAUCUGGAGUCCAGGGCAAAGUCUCUCUCAGAGACGGAGGUGAUUUUCUUCACAGCCACGACGCAGUUCAGAGACACGAUUAAGAGCAUGUACUCGCUCUCGAACCCUCAGAUCAGUUAUAAAGGCCUGCUGCAGGGAUAUAAAACUAAAGUGGAGAGUUUAGCUGCGCAGAAGAAGAAGAAGGCCGACGUGCAGCUGGUGGUGAAUUUGUUCCAGUCGGUUCUGGACGGCUUCAUCAGAGCCGAGAUUAAACGAGUCUCAUCAGAGUCUGACCUCACCAAGGUCACGAAAAAGAUGAAGAGGAUACGAGAGCAUGAUAAGUGUCCUGACAGCCCCCUGGAUCACUCAUUCUGUACCUACCAAGUUAACAUCGUUCAGUCCUGUGACAUGUGUGGCUCGUUUGUCUGGGGUAUGGAGAAAGCCUGCAUGUGCAGUGUGUGUAAGGUGCUGUGCCACAGGAAGUGUAUGAGUAAGGUAAUGACGUACUGCUCCAAACACGUGGAUAAGAAGACUGAAGCAGAUAAAGGCUCUGUGUACUUUGGCGUACACUUGCCCACUCUGACCAGCAGGGCGGAGCCAGUACCCUGUGUGUUGGAGAGACUAUUGGCACACGUGGAGAUGAACGGACUCUAUACAGAGGGAAUUUACCGCAAAUCAGGCUCCGCCCUCAAAGCUAAAGAGCUCCAUCAGCUGCUGGACACAAGCCCUCAGAGCACCAGUCUGGAUAAUUAUCCGAUCCACACAGUGACCGGUCUGAUUAAGUGCUGGUUACGGGAGUUACCUGACCCUCUGAUGACCUUUAACCUCUACAAUGACUUCUUGUGCGCUGCCGACAUGCCGGAGAAAUCGGAGCAGCUGCGAGCCAUUUACAGGAAGUUGGAGGAACUUCCUGUUCCAAACUACACCACACUGGAACGCCUCAUCUUUCACCUGGUCAAAGUGGCGAAGGAGGAGCAUCAUAACCGGAUGUCUGCUAACGCUCUUGCCAUCGUGUUUGCUCCAUGUGUCCUGCGCUGUCCUGACGUCUCUGACCCGCUGCUCAGCAUGAGAGACCUGCCCAAGACCACGCUGUGUUUAGAGGUGUUGAUCCUGGAACAAAUGAAGAGAUUUGAUGAGAAGAUGAAGGAAAUCCAGCAGCUGGAACACGCCGAGGCUCUGGCAGUUAAACAGCUCUCGCUGCGCAGACAGAACACGGUCCUGGAGAACCCGAGAGGGAAAGUGAACGUGUCUCAGAUGGACAGCUUGGACUCGGAUGUAGAGAACACGCUGCUCGACAGGAUUCGAUCUAUAAAGCAUGAGAAGAAUAAACUGGCCUGCGGGCUGCCAGACCUGGAUGGUUCUGAUAAUGAGAACCCUGAUUGUGAGAGCACAGCGAGCUAUGAGAGUUCCCUUGAGGAUAAACUCGUUCAACUGGACUCGGAAGGUGCAACAGAACUGCAAAAGUUUCCAGAGGAGAAAACUCCACAUGAUCUCAGAACUCAGAGACGAGGUGGUGCUCAGUCUACGUGUGUUGUCCAAGAUGGCUGCCAGGAUUUGAAAUCGAGCAAAGACUUCACUGGCCUAGACAUCCCUUUUAUAGAUGAUGAUGAUGAUGAUGAUGUUUAGCAUCUAAACAUUCAGGCGUGUGGUGCUAAUCAGUCAUGAUACCACCAUAUACAACAUGUGCAAUAUUGUUAGCAUGGAUUGUUUACACAUGAGAUUUACCAAGUAUACCAUAGCUAACAAUUUCCUUUGUACUCAUUUAUGAUCAUAUUUGUGUUUUGGAUUUUGCCAGAAGUCCUUGUAUUGGGUAUGUUUAGCUGGUUAACUGUGCACAACCUGGCGGUGUGGAGAGCGUGGUGGUUCCCCUGAUAAGCUAACUAGCAUUAUAGCAGGCACGAAAUAUCAAGCUAGCUAAUUGUUAAAAAAAAUUGUAUUCAACUAUAGCUAGCUGUAACGUCACUGGAAGAGCUAAAGUUGCUAAAUAAUCCAUGUGAUUUAUAAGAAUCAGUGUGUAAAGUUAAAAUAAUACAGUAUAACAGUGCGGAAACUCAACAGCGUAACUCAAAGAUCAUUUUGGAUUUUUAGAACGUGACCCAGUGAAGAACCCUUUGCUGACCUUGUGUGCUCACUGCUAGCUAGCAUUAAUUAGUUAGCGAGCCAGUUAUGUUAGCUGAAUCCCAAAUAAGAUGCAGCUAAAACUUAACAAAUAUUACAGAAGCAUACUAGCAGCAUGUUCUUAGCGCGCUACGGCUAAUCAGUAAGAGAAGAGAUCAUUCAUGCUAGUAGUAACGUUUCAGAAUUUUAAAGUAGACCUGAUGUUACGAUGGAUUAUGAAAUUCCUCCAGAACUUUGUGAAUAUCCUCCUAUGACAAAAAUAACAGAAUGAAUUACCAUGAGGGAAUGAGGUCAUCCACUUAUAGCCACACCUUAACAGUGUGUGUUAAUUACACACAUUCUCUCCAGUUCCUCAGUGUUCACGCUUUAAGGUGUGGCUGCAGCUGAAAGAUCUCAUUCCUUCACUGUAAUUACAUUCUGUUCAUUUUAUUACCUAAUGAUGUCACCAGCAAGGUGUCCUUUUUUAAAAAAAUGGAAUUUGUCUUGUUUUUUUAUACAGCUUAUAUGCAUUAGACAGACCCACAGUGGGUUUUAUAUGCGAGUUUGUUAGUGAAUGAGCCGAUGGGUGUUUAUUCGUGUGAUGUUUUGUUUUAAUGAACGGAUUGAGGAGAGCGAGUGUGUGAAUGUUCGUGUCUUUAUUACAAACCACCUCGAGGUCCUGUGUGUAUAAAUAUCACCAUCAUCGUCUGUCCUCCAACCUCCUCCCCUCUGUGUGGAUUAGUUUUCAUCAACAAACAUCUGGAACAUCUGUAAUUCUCUCUCUCUCUCUCUCUCUCAGAAACCUGUAUAUUAUGGAAAUUAAAUCCAAGUACCCUCAGGGUCA